This is a messenger RNA of Seriola dumerili (greater amberjack), 6538 nucleotides long. RefSeq names its product hamartin-like (gene tsc1a). Bases 60 to 3374 code for a protein of 1104 amino acids. The record is from RefSeq and is a predicted model, not a curated record. The transcript has 22 exons. Lineage: Eukaryota; Metazoa; Chordata; Actinopteri; Carangiformes; Carangidae. Gene Ontology annotation, cellular component: TSC1-TSC2 complex. Gene Ontology annotation, biological process: negative regulation of cell population proliferation; negative regulation of TOR signaling; regulation of cell cycle.
UUCUUGUUGCUCAACAUGGCUGCGCCCUGCUCGGAUCAACAGGUCUGAAGGUGUUGACGAUGUCCAGGGAGCAGGUGAACAUCAGUGAGCUCCUGCUCUCAUUGGACAGUUCAGAGCUGCAGGAGGCGGAGCAAGUCAGAGCAGCAGUCAACCAGCAGCUGAGUACAGACAGAGGAGGUGCUGUCCUCUCCUCUCUGGUGGAGUAUUACCUGGACUCCUCGUCCUCUCAGGCGGUGCUCCUCCUGUCGUCCAUCAGAGAGCGUCAUCACAAGCUGCUGCUGGAGAAGCUGAAUGAGUCUCUGAACAGACCUGGGACCAGACUGGCUGCUCUCACCCUGCUGGGUCACCUGAUCCGGAAUCAGCCUCCAUGGGUUCAUCACAUCAGCCGCUCGGCCCUACUGCCGUCCCUGCUGCGCUGCCUCAAGACUGACACUGAUGUUGUCGUCCUGAUCACUGCAGUCCUGGUGCUCAUCACUCUGUUACCCAUGAUCCCUCAGGCCGGGAAACAACACAUCUACGACUUCUUCGACGUGUUCGGACGCCUCGCAUCCUGGAGCUACAGAAACCCCGGUCAUGUACCUGUGCUCCACCUGGUCCACCUCCACGCAGGUGUGUACUCUCUGUUCCACCGUCUGUACGGGAUGUUCCCCUGUAACUUCAUUUCCUACCUGAGACUCCACUACAGCAUGAAGGAGAACCUGGACACCUUCCAGGAGGUCGUCAAGCCCAUGUUGGAACAUGUCAGGGUUCACCCGGAGCUGGUCACAGGGACUCAGGACUAUGAGCUGGACCCGUCCAGGUGGAGGUGUUAUGAAGUCCAUGACAUUGUGAUAGAGUGCUCCAGAGUGUCUCUGGACCCUCUGGAGGCAUCCUGUGAGGAGGACAUGUACUCCUCCCUGAGAGACCCCCCUUCUUCUUCCGCCUCCUCCUCCUCACCCAGACCUCCCCGACUGUCCUCUCCCCUCCCAGCCCUGGACCUCACCUCCAGUCCUGUCAACACAGAGUCCGUCAGCGGCUCAGGAAGUUCAGUCUGUCCUUCGCCGUCUGGACGUCCGGCUCUUCCUCAGCUGACCUUCAACACCUGCACUCAGGCCGAUGAUGCCACAUGGAGCCCCUCAUCUCAGUGUGGUUUGUCCACGCCCCCACCUGAACCUGCCGCUACAAGCUCCGCCCACCCUCUGAGCAGGACAGCAUCCAUCUCAGGUGUGAAAUGUCCCUCACCGGCCUCCGUCCCUGUGACAUCACUGACUGAAGAGAUCCAAGAUGGAGGUCUGGCUCCUGUGAACAACAACAACCAGGUGAAGCAGCAGCCAAUCACAGAGCUGGAGGGUGUGUCAUCUAUUCAACCAGUCACAGAGGGGGUGGAGAGAGGCCCGAGUGAUGUCAUCAAUAACGGCAGUGAAGGGGUCAGAUCAGAGGAGGCCCCCCUGCCCCCCCCUUCCUCCUCCUCCCCCCUGCCCGUCCUCACCUCCACCCCCGGCUGUGAUGAGUCAUACUCGGGUUCAUCGCUCCCCCCUCCUCCCUCCUCCAUCUCACUCUGCUUCACCCCCCCUCACCUCUCCACCACCUCCACCCACAGAUUAGAGGAGGGGGGCCCUGACUUGUUUGGCCCCACCCACUCCAAUCAGAGCCCCGCCUCCCCGUACGAGCCUUUGUUUGAGCUGGCUCUGCCGCACGCCGCCACGCUCUUCAUCGGGAGGAAGACUCAGGAGGUGCUGGAGAGAGCAGUGGGGCAGCAGGAGAGGGGGGGCGGAGGAGGGGGAGUGGAGGUGGAGGACAGGGAGGAAGAUCAGACCUCCGUCUCCCCUCUGGAGGUUCUGGACCAGCUGAUCGUCCACGGACACAGUGCUCAUGAAGGCCUCAGCAGGAGGUUGUCAGCAGUAAGUAAGUCGGUGGAUCGGAGUCAUUUUGGAGGUAAACAGCAGAGCAUGAAAACCAAAGGCCCCGCCCUGGGGGAGGAGCUUCAGUGCCUGAGGAGUCAGCUGUUGCUGAUCCACAGUCAGCUCCAGUAUGAACGUUUCAAACGGCAGCAGCACGCUGUCAGGAACCGCCGUUUGCUGCGGAGAGUCAUCAACGCUACAGCGCUGGAGGAGCACAGCGUUGCCAUGAAGGCCCAGCUGGGCGUUCAGGACGAGGAAAUUCGGUCUCUGAGGUUGAGUCUGGAGGAAGAACAGAGACGCGACACACAGCUGCAGCAGGACACACACACACACACCAACCAGCUGCACACACACAUCCAACAACUGCUGCUGCAACAGCAGGACGAGCAGAGAGACAACCAGAGACUUCAGAGCGAGCUUCAGGAGUGUCAGAGCAGGCUCAGAGAUCUGGAGGCGGAGCUUCAGAAGGCCAAUAAUAAGGCUUACAAUGCUGAACACCAGCUGACCGAACUGUCACUCAAGCUGUGCAGCAGUGAGCAGCUGCAGCAGCAGAUCUUCUUGUUGAACCAGCAGCUCGUCCUGCUGAGAGAAGCUAACAGAGCUCUGACUGAACAGCUGGAGGGCGGAGAGAGCAACCACUGGACUGAGGUGUCCAUGCUGCAGUGCAGUGUGGGUAAGGAGUACCAGCGUCUGAAGGACAGCGAGGUGCAGCAGCGACAGAAACUGGAGGCAGCCAAUCACAGGAUAGCAGAGCUAGAGAACCAGCUGGCCAAGAAAGACCAGCUGAUCCUGGACCAGAAGAAACUUCUGGAGGACACCAAGGCCCAGAGCAGGGCGGAGCUGUCGGCCUGUGAGAGUCGCUGUGUCGCUCUGAGGAGAGUCACCCAGAAUCUACAGACGGAGAUGCUUCACCUGUACAGUCAGAUCCACCUGGACACGCCCACACACAGCCGGCCUCAGGACGUCUGCAGCAGGCCAAAUGGUGGCAGUGUCGCCUUACCUGUUGCUCAGGGCAGCCUCAGGCCCUGCCCCUCCUCUUCUUCUGUUGGUAUAAUAAACGGAAUUGCGGAGGCUCUGUCCACCUCCCCCCUGCACCUCCCCUCCUGCUCCUCCUCCCCCCUCUCCCUAUCCCCCAUCGACUCCCCCCUGGCCGUCGGCUCGUUCCUGGAGCAGCGAGCGCGACAGCUGUUCAGACCGACCGAUCACAGCCAGGAGGAGGAGCCACAGGAGGAUGAGGAGGAGCCACAGGAGGAAGAGGAGGAGGCCCAGCCAGAGAGCCCUCCUCUGGGUCAGGAGGCAGAGGAGGCCGCCCUCCUCUCAGGGAGCCCCCAGACGGUGCCUCAGAGCCAGGCUGCAGCUCCCAGCCCCCCUACCUCUAAACCUGAGCCCCCCCCUCCAGGUCCUGCCCCUCCUGCAGACCUGACCCUCGCCGUUCGACAGAGGAGACACGAGCUGAGCAUCAUGGACUACGACGAGACGCUGCCAGAGUACUGAGAGAGGACCAGAGACCAGGUGUCCAGGUGUCAGCAGACCACAGGUGACUGGGUCUGUGGAUAAAACCAGAGUGAAACAGACUUCAUCAUUAAACGCUGUCGUACAUGAAGCAUCAGGUGUGUAGGGCGAUGAUGAGGAGGCUGAACCUUCCUCACAUUCAAACAGAAGUGAUGAUAAACUUAAUGAAUAAACAGCAGAGUGAAGAGAAUCUGACAUAAGACACAACAGGUAGAAACUAAACUCUGCCUGACACAGCUACAAACCAAACCUUAGCGUCACACUGAUGUUAUUUAAUAAUAAUAAUUAAUUCAUAUGUGCUGUUGGAGGCUUGAUGAUGCAGUGACUGCUUUGCUAACUACUGUAGAUAGCAAAUGAACUGCUAACACACUAACUCGCCAGGAAUAUGUUAGCCCACAAUAGCCUACUAAGCUAGCUCAGUUGCUAACUGUAAGCCUGCCAAACCAGUUAGCUCACCGGCUAACCAGCCAAUAAACUGAACAUGUAUUUCAAAGGUGAGAGAGGUGGAGUCUCAGUUUAUUCUCCAGCAGAGUCACUAUGAAAAAUCAGGUUGAAACAUAAAGUCACUAGACUAAAGUUCUACUGAGUGAAUCCAAUGAUUCUGUUGAAAUUAACAGGCUUUGCUGAGAAUCGUUGCUGAAGCUCCACCUGACACAUGAAGAGAAAAAUAAUGAUUUUCAACAACUGUAGCAAGUUCUGCUGAAAUUAGCUCAUAAGCUAAAUCAUAUUUCUGUAAAUGCUUCGCUUCAGUCCCCAAAUUCUGUUUUGCUAAAGAGCUAAUGACCAAGUUAGUGUUAGCUAGCUUGACAAAAAAGGAAUCCACCUUUAUGCCAAACAUUAGCUAAUAUUCAAUUUGAUGUGAUUCGAGAAUUAAUCUAAAAAAACUCCAAUCCUGAAUCCAAGAGAUGAUAUCGCCAAGAUGUGAAACGAUUAACAUAAAAUUCAAGUCUUAAAAACUAAAUGACAUCAGUAGAAUCUGAAAUAAAAACAGAUCCAGGUCAGAGCAGCUAAACACAACAAAACUAAUUAACUACUCAAGUAAAUUGUCAUUAAUAACCUGUUAUUAAUAAGCUGUUAUCUGACCUCUACAAAUCAUCAGGCUCAUCCACAAUACAGAUCAAACAUGAGCUUCUGGCUACAUUACAGCUAACAUUAGCAUGCUAACAUGAGCCGUCACCACGCUGUACUUUCAGUUAAUAUUGGAUUUACAUGUUGGUUUGGGACAGUUUGAAGUGAGUUAACAUGAUAACAGUUAUAAGAAAAUAACAUUUUUCCCUCAGGUUUGUGACAAUCACUGAGUUUACAAGUUGGGCUAAACUAACAUUAGCCUGUUUGCAAAGAAGAAAGAAAAAUUAUGGAAUUGAUGAUUAAAAUAGAUUUUACCACUGAAAAUAUUCUUCAUAUAAAUAAAUGUCUGAUGAAAUAAUAAUAUUUUGCUCAAUGAUGUUACCAGAGCUGAUGAGUUAUUAAUUAGAGCUCCUGAUGCAGGGAGAUGGAAUGGAGGGAAUUCAGUUUUUUUUAAAUGAAUAAAUUGACAGUGAAGCUAACAGCAGCUGUGCUAAUGAUCCAGUGUUAACAUAAAACUGCAGCUACAUAUUGUUCAUGUUCAUGGUGCUACAGCAGCAUCACAAGACUAAGUGAAAUAGCAAUUAUAAUAAUAACACUACUGUAAUGAUUAAUGUCAUGACGACUGUGAAGCUGCAUCAUCAUCAUCAUGAUCAUCUGACAUAUAAUUAAUAUUGAUUAUGAUUCAGUCAGUGAUGAGGUAUGAUGAGUGAUCACUGACAGAGGCCGCAGUUAAUGGGGUUCCUCAGGGUUCUAUUCUUGGUCCUUUAUACUUUCCUCCGCACACUGUCAAUUUCUGAAGCAUUUCCUGGACAGUAAACGCUGCAUGCAGCUGCAGCUUCAGUGAGCUCAUAUAAAACCUUAAUGGAGGGAGAGCAACCAAUAAAACCUGUUUUCUCCUUUAACCUUCUGGUUAGACAAACAUUAUGAAGCUGACAAACUCACUUUGUAAUCAAUCAGUCAGUGAUGAGAUGUCAUCUGCAGUAACAGGCCUUAAUGUUGUUGAGGUUAAAUGAUGAGUGUGGUUAUAAACUGACCUGAUCAUUCUCCUCAGGUUCACAGCUCAGGAAAUCAGGUGUGUCAGGUGAGACAACAGGUGGCAGUUUGAAGUGACAGGUACAGGAAGUAUUUGGCUUAGCUUUUUGGAACCCUUUAACGUUUUGGGAAAUGCAGAGUUCUUGUUUGCUUGUUAAUUUCUUAAAUUCCAUCCAAGCAUCAGACUCAGCAAGAACCUAAAACUGUUUUCCAGAUGUUGAACUACUUUUCAUGAAAACUGCAGUGUGAUGACAAACCAAAGACUUCCUCUGAAUCCAGCUGAUUAACCUGAACGAAUGACACUCACUAAUGAUCUGGGUGAAUUGUUUUUUUUUUCUUUCUCGUUGUUGGGCAGUUUUUCCUCAGCAGCGUCGCUGUGUUCACCUCAGAAAGAACUGUGCCUGUUUCCAACAGCUGUGUUGUUCUGCCUCAGCAUUUUGAGGAGAUGAAUGUUAAAACUGUGAACACUAAAAAUAAAGACUUCUAAAAUCUCUGAAGUAUCUUGUGUCAGGUACUAAGACUUGUAGUAAUUCAAAUGUCUCGUCAGAUUGAUGAUCUUUUUCUAAUUUAGUAAGUUUCUGUUUUGUCAAAGUCAGGGUCUGACAGUUCUCUGAUACUUUACUGUGUUGUGUUAGUAAAAGUACCAAUAAUACUCCAAUACAAGUAAAAAUACUGCAAAUCAAAAUGUUCCUAAUAAAGUAAAAGUCGAGUAUAAUCUGCUUCAUGUAGUUAAAGUAGAUUAGAAACAAACUGCCUGGUGACAGUUAUGAAACUGUUAAUGACACAUUUUGUUUUAGAUACCCCCGUUAAUAUCACAGACUGUAUAUGGUUAUUAUGUAUUUUUAUCAUGGAUGUAUAAUAAGACCAUGUAAUGAGCCCGAGCCUCAGCCUGAGGUCUCCAAGCUGCCCUGCAUCAUUGUCUGCUCCUGUUAACUGACCUUUUCUGUUUAACCUUUUAAAAUACUGCAAUUUACCAGUAAAACCCUCGAGUGCACUUUGAAUAAUUUCAAUAAAUUAUUGAUACAUUUUCUAUUUUAAUUUUAAAA